Molecule: messenger RNA, 840 nt
Organism: Jatropha curcas
Lineage: Eukaryota; Viridiplantae; Streptophyta; Magnoliopsida; Malpighiales; Euphorbiaceae
Source: RefSeq, a predicted model, not a curated record
CAUACAUAUGAUACAUCAUUUAUGUUUAGGCUAAGUUAUUCCCUGGUUCUCUUUCCUUGGUUCCUUGUUUUUCUUCUUCUUCCAUUUUUUUUCAGUUGGAAAACAACAACAAAUUAUAUAAUCUGUUGGUCCCAAUUAUAAUAGAAUAAAAUGAAGCAAAAGAUUGUGCUCAAGGUUGAUAUGAAGUGCAACAGAUGCCGGACUGAGGCACUCAAGGUUGUCGCAAAAGCUGAUGCAGGUGUGAACUUCUUGGGAUUAGAAGGACAAAACAAAGAAAAAGUGGUGGUGAUCGGAGAUGGAGUUGACGCUGUCAAUUUGGCUACCAACUUGAGGAAGAAAGUUGGGCAUACCGAAAUUAUCAGCGUGGCAGCUCAUGAUUCUAAAUAAAAAUAUUUAACGUCCUCAUGUACAAAUUUACUCUUAAAAUUUAUGUGAUUUGCCUCUUGACAUUCUAAAUUUGCGGAGAAUUUAUCAUGAUCUCUAUACUUUUACAUUUCAGUAAUAAUUAUACAUCUCGCUAAAAUGAAUAACUUUGCAAGAGUUCAAUUAUAACAUUGUAUUUUUACAUUUUAUUUUGGCGAGAAAUAUAAUUAUUAUUGAAAUAUAAAAGUGUAGAAUUAUAAUAAGUUUUUUGAAAAUGCUACAAGGCAAAUCUCAUAUCUCAUAAACUUUGACAGCAAAUCUAUGCAUUUAACCAAUAUUUAACGUGUAAUAGGGGCUUCUGUGGCCCAUUUGUUUGAUGAAUUUAUUUCGCUUAUCUUUGGUGCUAUGGAGGAUGAUCAUUUGUAUCACCAUUACCUUUUAAAUUUUCUUAAUGUUAAUUUUCAUUUAUGAUAUUAA